Molecule: messenger RNA, 1243 nt
Organism: Cynocephalus volans (Philippine flying lemur)
Lineage: Eukaryota; Metazoa; Chordata; Mammalia; Dermoptera; Cynocephalidae
Gene: MRPL44
Product: mitochondrial ribosomal protein L44
Exons: 4
Coding region: 14-1018 (334 amino acids)
Biological process (GO): mitochondrial translational elongation; RNA processing
Cellular component (GO): mitochondrial large ribosomal subunit; microprocessor complex; nucleus
Molecular function (GO): double-stranded RNA binding; ribonuclease III activity
Source: RefSeq, a predicted model, not a curated record
UGUCUCCUCUGCAAUGGCGUCUGGGCUGGUGAGACUGCUCCAGCAGGGGCCUCGUUGCCUCCUGGCUCCGGCCGUCCCCACGCUCGUUUCUCCAGUUCGGGGAGUGAAGAAGGGGUUCCGCGCCGCCUUACGCUUCCAGAAGGAAUUAGAACGGCGGCGCCUACUCCAGUGCCCUCCGCCGCCCGUGCGCCGUUCAGAGAAACCCAACUGGGAUUACCAUGCUGAAAUACAAGCUUUUGGACAUCGGUUACAGGAAACCUUUUCCUUAGAUCUUCUCAAAACUGCAUUUGUUAACAGCUGCUAUAUUGAAAGUGAGGAGGCCAAACGCCAAAAACUUGGAAUAGAGAAAGAAGCUGUUCGUCUGAAUCUUAAAGAUAAUCGAGAACUAUCUGAAGAAGGGAUAUCUUUUGCACAAACUUGCCUCACACAAUUUCUUGAAGAUGAGUACCCAGACUUGCCCACUGAAGGCAUCAAAAGUCUUGUUGACUUUCUCACUGGUGAGGAAGUUGUGUGUCACGUGGCUAGAAACUUGGCUGUGGAGCAGUUGACACUGAGUGCAGAAUUUCCAGUGCCCCCAGCUGUAUUAAAGCAGACUUUCUUUGCAGUAAUUGGUGCCCUGCUACAGAGUAGUGGGCCUCAGAGGACUGCACUUUUCAUCAGGGACUUCUUAAUUACUCAAAUGACUGGAAAAGAGCUCUUUGAGAUGUGGAAGAUAAUAAAUCCCAUGGGGCUACUGGUAGAAGAACUGAAGAAAAGGAAUAUUUCAGCUCCUGAAUCGAGACUUACGAGGCAGUCUGGAAGCACCACAGCUUUGCCUUUGUAUUUUGUUGGCUUAUACAGUGAUAAAAAGCUGAUUGCAGAAGGACCUGGGGAAACAGUAUUGGUUGCAGAAGAAGAAGCUGCUCGAGUGGCACUUAGAAAACUUUAUGGAUUCACAGAGAAUAGACGGCCCUGGGACUAUUCUAAGCCCAAAGAGAAAGUUUUGAGAGCAGAAAAGACCAAAGAUGUGGCAACCUGAAAUUUGUAAGCAAAACAAGAUGAAUGUCAAAGACAUUUUUGAAAUUGUAAAGAAGUACACCUUAUUCUUCAUACCGUGUUUCUAAAAUUAAGUGUUUAUCAGGUCACAGUAUUUUUUAAAAAAAUCUUCUGUUUUGUCAAAAGUCUUUUUUUUUGACAUUUUUCCAAUUAAUUUUCCUUAAAAUCCUUGAUUUUAUUAUUGUAUGUAAUUUGUACAGUUAGGUGU